GCGGCGGCGGGCGCGCCGAGGCUGCCGCCCAGCGCCCCGGCCGUGGCCAUGCCCGGGCCCUAGCGCGCCUGCCGCAGCCCGCGCCCCGCGCCCGCCAACUCCGCAGCCCCGCAGCCCCGCGCCCGCUGUCGCCUCUUCAAUGGGCAACCUGCUCGGCGGGGUCAGCUUCCGCGAGCCCACCACCGUGGAGGACUGCGACUCCACCUGGCAGACGGACUCGGAGCCCGAGCCCGAGCCCGAGGAGCCGGGGCCGGGCGGCGGAGGCGAGGCCCCGGGGCAGGAGCCCGAGCAGCCGGCGCAGCCCCCGGAGCGGGCCGGCGGGCGGCCCCGCGCCAGCCCCGCGCCGGAUGAGAACGCUGAGGCAGCGGGCGCCGAGCAGGGUAGUGAUUCCACUGAAGCAACUGCCAAACCAAAGAGAAGUUUUUAUGCUGCGAGAGAUUUGUACAAAUACCGACACCAGUACCCAAACUUCAAAGAUAUCCGAUAUCAAAAUGACUUGAGCAAUCUUCGUUUUUAUAAGAAUAAAAUUCCAUUUAAGCCAGAUGGUGUUUACAUUGAAGAAGUUCUAAAUAAGUGGAAAGGAGAUUAUGAAAAGCUGGAACACAAUCACACUUACAUUCAAUGGCUUUUCCCCCUGAGAGAACAAGGCUUGAACUUUUAUGCUAAAGAACUAACUACAUAUGAAAUUGAGGAAUUCAAAAAAACAAAAGAAGCAAUUAGAAGAUUCCUCCUGGCUUACAAAAUGAUGUUAGAAUUUUUUGGAAUAAAACUGAUGGAUAAAACUGGAAAUGUUGCUCGGGCUGUUAACUGGCAGGAAAGGUUUCAGCAUCUGAAUGAGUCCCAGCACAAUUAUUUAAGAAUCACCCGUAUUCUUAAAAGCCUCGGUGAGCUUGGAUACGAAAGUUUUAAAUCUCCUCUUGUAAAAUUUAUUCUCCAUGAAGCUCUUGUGGAAAAUACUAUUCCCAAUAUCAAACAGAGCGCUCUGGAGUAUUUUGUUUAUACAAUUAGAGACAGAAGAGAAAGGAGAAAGCUCCUACGGUUUGCCCAGAAACAUUACACGCCUUCAGAGAAUUUUAUCUGGGGACCGCCGAGGAAAGACGAGUCGGAAGGAAGCAAGGCCCAGAAAAUGCCUGCCCCUCCUGCCUCCGGUCAGAACAGUCAAACUUCUACGCACAAAAAAUCCAAGGACUCCAAAAAUUCCUCCUUAGCUGUUCAUAUAAAUAGCAAAUCAGCUGAAGAAAAAAAAGGGGCACCUGGAGAGCCGGAAGUGUCAGACAGGCCAAGCACAGAGCCCAGCAGUGAUGCUGCCAGGCCAAGGAACACAGAGGAUGGUGAUGCUGAAAAUUCAAAUUCUCAAUCAGAAAAAGCAAUUAGUAAUCCCGCAGAGAAAAAGGAGAGUGCAUCUCCUCCUGAAAGAGAUGAAGAAGGUGAAAGUCAUAACAAAGACUGUGACAAUCCUGGACAUACAGGUUCCCAUGAUGAUACACUGUUACAGUGAAUUAUCAGAAACCCACAAACCAAUUUAGGUAAGGGAGGAAAAAAACUACUGUACAGUUUAUCCUAAAGAACAGAGGUCACAUUUGAAAUUUCAGCCAUUUGUGAUUUCUGUUGUAAGCAUUUUGUUGUUUUUAAUUUGGGGUGAUAAUGAAUUUAAUAAGGUGUUGUAAGACAAGACCCAAUAAAUCAAUGUAUUCUG
Rhinolophus ferrumequinum (greater horseshoe bat) is the source of this 1696-nucleotide messenger RNA. It is a transcript of the gene OGFRL1, whose product is annotated as opioid growth factor receptor like 1. NCBI's taxonomy places the organism in Eukaryota, Metazoa, Chordata, Mammalia, Chiroptera, Rhinolophidae. The transcript is spliced from 7 exons. Gene Ontology annotation, cellular component: membrane. The record is from RefSeq and is a predicted model, not a curated record. The coding region runs from base 140 to 1498 and encodes 452 amino acids. Gene Ontology annotation, molecular function: opioid growth factor receptor activity.